CCAGUUGUUCCUGAAAUGACAACUGACAUAGAGCCAAUCAGGAACCGUGUUUACCGUAUGUCAACCUCGGUAUUUCGAUUUAAUUCAACCGUGGCCAGGGCGGCUGCAGAACAUUCAUAGCACAUAAAUGGUUACUAAGCUGUAUUGAUACUAAUUUAACAUUAACGUUAAAAAAUAACUACCACCUAAACAUGGACAAAGACGAAAACUUCGCUUGCACUUCCGACUGGCCAGAUUUGGCAUCCUCAAGCACUGAGAAUUCGCUUUCAGCAAGAUCAAAAGAGCAAUAUAAUAAAACUUAUGCAAGUUUUAUAAGCUGGCAACAACAAUCACACACGAAUUCUUUGUCAGAAAAUGUAUUAUUGGCAUAUUUCACAACAUUGGCAAAGACAAUGAAACCAUCCACAUUAUGGGCCACUUAUUCAAAGUUACGAGGUACAAUUGAGCUAAAAAACAAUGUGGACAUUAGCAAUUAUGACAAGCUUCGAGCAUAUUUGAAAAACCAAUCUGUUGGAUUCACACCAAAGAAGUCUAAAAUCCUUAGUGAUGAACACAUCAAACAGUUUUUAUUAUAUGCUCCAGAUUAUAAGUUUUUAUUUACCAAAGUUGCUUUAAUUUUUGGAAUUAUGGGAGCAUGCCACAGGGAGGAACUACAGAGCAUUGAAACCCACCAUGUUAAGGAUGACAAUUCAACUUUAUUAGUCCAGAUUCCCAAUACAGCAACAACAACUGAGCGACAAUUUGUAGUUGGAGGUGAAUUUUACCAAACUUGUAAAAAAUAUAUGGAACUGCGACCACCUGACAUUAACUGUUCUCGAUUUUUUCUCAAUUAUUAUAAUGGGAAGUGUAUAUCGCAACCAACAGGCAUAAAUAAAUUUGGAAAUCUCUCACGAGUAGUGGCUGAAUUCCUUAAACUGCCUGAACCAAAAUCAUAUACUGGAAGACAUGGAGGCUGGAAGUCAACUACAUUUGCUGAAACUUGUAGUGAUCACUCUUUAAGUAAGAAAAUCCAUGCUGCAAAUCUUAUAAUGAAGCAUAUAGAGUCAACAACAAGUGAGGAUGCUACAAAUAAUGACAUUGCCAUUAGCACCCCCAUCAGAACUAAAGUCAAUGAAGUAACUACCUCUGGUACUACUAUCAACCACAAUGACCACAUAUUUAAAAACAAUAUAAAGAACUAUAGUACUAAUGCAGGGCCAGUUACAAUUUCAUAUUCUAAUUGCAACAAUGCAUCGAACAUAUCAUUUAAUAUUCAUAUCCGCAAGUAGUUUGUUCCUAGAAAAAAUUGUUUUUAAUUUUUAUUUUCAGUAUUUGCGAUAAUUAUUAUAAAUAUAAGUUAUUUAUUAAAUUAUUAACAUGCAUUUUUCGGAUGGAAGUAGAAAAAAUACACUCUUGAAUUGUGCCACUGAAGGUAACAUUUAAAAUUAGCAUGGCCGUACAGACCUGAUCAAAAAAUGUACAACUAAUCACGUGUAUAAUAUAAAUGUACCUUAGAAAUUUUGUUUACUAAUGCUUAACGCUCUUACUUUGAUAAAUGCAGUGUGUAAACAAGUAAUACUAGUGGACUAGUAAUCUAUGGCUACUAUAGCUUAUGAUAACAAUACAGUCUAUAUGCAAUUUUGUUAUUAUCGUAUUCACUUACUACAUUUUUGUUCUUUACCCUAAUCUGAUGUUUUUGCAGUUUAGAAAAAUAUAUUGAAAAUUUAGAUAUUUUCGGUCUUUGGUAAAUAAAAACAAUUCAUUGCUCUGUAUACUUUCAUUGAAUACUGCGUUUUAUCGGCCGAAAUAGCUCAGUUGGGAGAGCGUUAGACUGAAGAUCUAAAGGUCCCUGGUUCGAUCCCUGGUUUCGGCAAUACUUUUGUUUUAUUCAUGUUUGAACAACUGAUUAAAUAAUCUCUAUUUCAAAUUUACAAUUGCACACUUUGCCACAAGAAGUUAUUCUGCAUCACUGUUUUACAACAGCGGCCGUUUAUACUUUAUUUGUGCUGUUAUUCAAUUUCACGAAGUAUAGAUAUACUAUAUAUAUAUCUAUACUUCGUGUUCAAUUUAAAAACGACAUCGUUUGACUUUGACUCAAGGUCACAGUGGUUCUGUCAAAAUAUAACGAACUUUUCAUGUUUUCUGCUAGGCAUUACAAAAUGCCGAGUUUAUACAGCCGAAACUGAAGAAUUUACUUGCUGUUCGCCAGGAAGCAGUAUGGACUCCGACAAAGAGUUUAUGUCCACAAUCAAACGUUUUACGGAAUAUCAACACAGAGCAACUAGAGAGUUUGCAGCAAUCAUCAGAACUGGAAUAAACAACCAGUGCAAGUUCAAAAUCGAGCCUCAACCAUCACAAAUCAACCCGUCUCAAGUAGAAAAAACUAAAACAGUGCUAAACAAGUGUGAAAGCAUCAAUAAUCAAACACCUGAUUGGUCAGCUUUGUACAAUGAAUUAAAACUUACAGACUCUAUCAUAUCAUCACCAGAAUUUAAUUUAUAUAAAAAAUUAUAACAACUUUAACAAUCUGUACACAUCUUUUAUAUCUCUAAGUCUAGGACUUGUCAUCUAGAAUAAAACAAAAUUAUAAUUCAAAA
Molecule: messenger RNA, 2576 nt
Organism: Dalotia coriaria
Lineage: Eukaryota; Metazoa; Arthropoda; Insecta; Coleoptera; Staphylinidae
Exons: 2
Coding region: 192-1268 (358 amino acids)
Biological process (GO): DNA recombination; DNA integration
Molecular function (GO): DNA binding
Source: RefSeq, a predicted model, not a curated record